AAAACCUCCGUGUGAACCGGGGCGUGUUCCCCAUGAAUUUGGCCCGGCUGUUGGCCGGUGCCACGCAGCUGGUGGAGGCUGAAGGCGGUCAGGAUGCAGGGCAGGCGACAUCUGUGCAUUCGUCAUCACCGCUUGAGCCUGUGUGUACUGAGCCCUAUUGCGGUGGUUUUUGGUGGGCGCAGCUUGCCCCCAAAGUUCCACACAUUGACGGUGAACUUGGCUCCAAGGCCGCAGAGGAAUCGCAGGAAGCAACAAAGGUGGACUUCCCUGAGGUGUCUUUCUACCCUGCUUUUGACCCACCGAUCUCAUCUGCCGUCAAGUUGUUGCCAGCGAAUCGGGGCGCCUUCGAUCGCUGGAACAUCCCAAACGCCGUGACCGUGAAGGUGGGCACCCUGGCAGAGAUGAAGUUCCUGACGCAUGAGGUGCUCAACAACUUCAUGCGGGUGCAGGAGGACGCUGGUCUAGGUGAGCCAGAAUAUGUGGUGCGGCAGGGUUUGCAAUUGAUCAGCUGGAAACCGCGGGGCGGAAGGCUUCACGUGACACCCUUCCUGGGAAGCAAGAAGGAGAUGAUGAACGCCAUAUUGCCUGCCACCUUUACCUUUGGCGGCAAACCGACAUCCGCUCCGUCGCAAGAUGCGACCCAAAGGAUGGAACCAGAAAUUCCGGACGCUCCAAAUUAUGGCCAAUACCUUCGACAAGAGGACAAGCCUCGGCCCCCCAUGGUGCUGCCCGUGAAACGCUUGGACUUCGUCCUUCACCGACAUCGUCCAUUGGCUGCAGCCUGGGAGCAGAUCUUCUAAGCUGCAGUGGUUGGAAAACGCCUCAAU
Molecule: messenger RNA, 827 nt
Organism: Cladocopium goreaui
Lineage: Eukaryota; Dinophyceae; Suessiales; Symbiodiniaceae
Source: the annotation of a GenBank genome assembly